GAGAUUGCACAGAGUCACAUGUAAUUCUUAGUAUCUACAGUGUGCUGGGCACUCUUCUAUGGGGCACAAACAAAAGUUCCUUCCUCAGAGGAAGGAGACAGGCUAAAAGAAAAAAAGAGAGAGAGAGAGAUGAUAAAAACAGUGUGAUAAAGAGCUGAGAGGUUACAUACAAGAAGCCCAAAAAUUUGGGGAGGAAAGGAACUGAACUGGAAAGCUUUGGCAAGAUUGUCUUUUUGCUGAACUUGAAGGAUAUGUGCUGUCUUUGGUCUGUCCAAACUCCUCCCAGGCUUGGUGUGAGAUCACAAAUGUGUCACAGCUGCUGGCUUCUAUGCUCUACACGGACCUGAAUUCCAGCAUAACCAACUUGAGCAUUUCAGCAAAUGUAGAAGACAAAUACAAUCUUUAUAUGGGCUUGGUACUGGCAGUAAGCUCCAGUAUUUUUAUUGGCUCCAGCUUCAUAUUGAAAAAGAAGGGCCUCUUGCAACUGGCCAGCAAGGGCGUUACUAGAGCUGGACAAGGUGGACAUUCGUACCUGAAGGAAUGGCUCUGGUGGGCAGGAUUGCUGUCGAUGGGAACAGGAGAGGCUGCGAAUUUUGCUGCUUAUGCUUUUGCACCUGCCACCUUGGUCACCCCCCUGGGCGCUCUGAGUGUUCUCAUAAGUGCGAUAUUAUCUUCUUACUUUUUAAAUGAGCACUUGAACAUUCAUGGGAAAAUAGGCUGCAUAUUAAGUAUAUUGGGGUCAACUGUGAUGGUUAUCCAUGCCCCACAAGAAGAGGAAGUCACUUCUUUGCAUGAAAUGGAAAUGAAAUUGAGAGAUCCAGGGUUUAUUUCCUUCGCUGUGAUCAUAACUGUGAUCGCCUUGGUGCUGAUUUUGAUUGUGGCUCCCAAGAAAGGACAGACCAAUAUACUGAUCUAUAUUUCAAUCUGUUCUUUGAUUGGAGCAUUUUCAGUUUCUUCUGUCAAAGGCCUGGGAAUUGCCAUUAAGGAGCUGAUAGAAUGGAAGCCAGUUUACAGACAUCCCCUGGUCUUUGUUUUGUUGGCUGUACUUGUGCUUUCAGUAACUACACAGAUUAACUAUCUCAACAAGGCACUGGACACCUUUAAUACCUCUCUCGUAACACCCAUUUAUUAUGUAUUCUUCACAUCCAUGGUAGUGACUUGCUCUGCUGUCUUAUUCCAAGAGUGGUAUGGCAUGACAGCUGGAGAUAUCAUUGGGACCCUGAGUGGAUUCUUCACUAUUAUCAUUGGCAUCUUUCUUCUACAUGCUUUUAAAAACACUGACAUUACUUGGAGCGAGCUUACAUCUACUGCUAAGAAAGAAGUCAUCUCUCUGAAUGUCAGUGAAAACAAUUAUGUUUUACUAGAGAACUUGGAGUGUUCAGCCCCAGGAUACAAUGAUGACGUUACCCUGUUUAGCAGAACUGAUGACUGAAGUCUCUAAAAACACUGAGUUUUAACCACUAUGAGACACAUGAAGAAGAAAAUGAGUUCUUGCUUCUUGGAAGAACUGCUAGGAAAGCUAGCAUUUUUCUUUCUUUAUUUUUUUUAUGAAAGAAAGAAAGAAAGAGAAAGGGGGAGAGAGAACAGGAGUCUUGCUCUAUUGCCCAGGCUGGAAUGCAAUCUAAAAAUAGGUAUUAAAAACCUGUUUUAUGCCAAUAAUUGUGCUUAGCAGAGGAGACAGGAAGGAAUAAGGGAAGAAAAUAACAGACAGCCAACCAAUAUUUUAUUUAAGUCUGUGAAAUGCUAUGCAAAUGCUGAAGAGUGAUUUACUUCCAAUUAUGUGGUCACUUUCAAAAUAGGUGUAAUGUGAUACUGAGAAAAAUGUAUGUUCUGUGGACCUGCGGUAAAAAAUUCUAUAAAUAUUCACUGAGUUUACUUGUUCCAGGUCUGAGUUCAAAUCAUAGACGUUCCUGUUAAUUUUCUAUCUCGUUGAUCCAUCGAAUAUUAACAACAUGGUGUCAAAGUCUCCCGCUAUUAUUGUGCGGGAGUCCAAGUCUCUUUAGAAGUCAUUAAGAACUUGUCUUAUAUAUCUUGGUGCUCCUAUAUUGGGUGCAUAUACAUUUAUGAUCACUGACUCCUGUUGUUGCAUUGAUCCUUUUACCAUUAUGUAAUAUCCUUCUUUAUUUCAUUUAGUCUUUGUUACUAUUAAAGUCUAUUUUGUCAGAGAUGAAAGUUACAACUCCUGGUUUUUUGUUUUUUGCUCUCCAUUUGAUUGGUGAGUCUUCCUCCAACCCUUUAUUUUCAGUCUUUGUGUGUCCUUGCAUAUGACAUGGAUCUGGAUACAGCAUACCAAUGGGUUUUGACUUUUUAUUCAAUUUGCCUGUCUGUGUAUUUGACUGGGGCAUUAAAUCCAUUUCAAUUUAGGAUUAAUAUUGAUAUUUGUGAGUUUAAUAUUGUCAUUUAAUGCUAUCUGGCUAUUUUUACCCUUUAGUUGAUAUAGAUUCUUCAUUAUGGAGAUACUCUUUACCUUUUGGUAAGUUUUUGGGAUGACUGAUACUGGUUGUUCCUUUCUGUGUGUAAUGCUUCUUUCAGAAGCUCUUGUAAAGCAGACCUGGUGGUGAUGAAAUCUCUGAGUGCUUGCUUGUUCGCGAAAAAUUUUAUUUUUCCUUAAUUUAUGAAGCGGAAAACUAGCAUUUUUACAGUUCUAACUAAUUUAGAUGUGAUGCCAAGUAAAAAUGCCAUCUUUUUGGCCAUGAAUUUGAAAAUCAAAUUGAUUAUCCUCCAGAAGACUUUUGCUGCUUUUCAUUUCUACAAACUUUGUAAUUAUCUCUAAGGAUCAAAGAAGUUAAAGAGCUAUGUGUGUCUCAGAAUAAUCUCCUUCUUCUGGUCACAAUAUAUUUGUCUCUGCCAGUGGCUCUUCAUUUCUUUGGUGGCUCUUUUUAGACUCACAGUUAUUCACUAAUAUAAAAUUAGCAGUGUUCUGAUACAUGCUGUAUCAGCCAUAUUCUCUGUUGAGUCAUAAUUUCAAAUUAUUAAAACUGAGAAGAGAGGCCAGGCAUGGUGGUUCACAUCUGUAAUCCUAGCACUUUGGGAGGCUGAGGCAGGCAGAUCACUUGAGCUCAGGAGCCCAAGAACACCCUGGGCAACAAUGCAAGACCCUGUCUCUACAAAAAACAUAAAAAUUAGCCAGGCGUGGUGGCGCAUGCCUGUAGUCCUGACCACUUGGGAGGCUGAGGUGGGAGGAUCACUUAAGUCUGAGAGGUUGGGGCUGCCGUGAGCCCAAAUUGCGCCACUGCAGUCCAGCCUGGGUGAAAAGUGAGGCCCUGUCUCAAAGAAGAAGAAAAAGGGCCAGGGGCUUUUGCUUUUAAAAUUUUGUUUAAACUGAGAAGUGAGAUCACGGGUGCUUUGUUCUCCCUUCUGCACCUUCCUUCUAAAACUAGAUAGCUAAACAGUUAUUUUAAGAAAAAAGAAAUUUAAAAAAAAUAAGCCUGCUUUGUUAGUGGCUAGAAUACACAACACACACACCCAUGAAGAGCGUAUGAAUUGUAACUUAUUGAUAUAUCAUAGGAAUUUACUACCAAUUAAAGAGUGAGAACGGAGGAAGAGAAAAAUACUUAAGACCUCAGAAAAAGGAAACAGUCUUCUUCUCACAAAAACACAGGCACAUGUGAUUGUUUUCACAGGUUCCAUUAAUUAACUCAAGUCUGUCUCAAACUCCAUAAGACAAAAUGGAGUUUCUGUAGAAGUCAGGUGAAUUCAGCUUUGGAGUCACUUAUCUGCAUUUUUUUUUUCCUUUCUUUUACUGUUAUCCUAAAAGUUAUAUUUUCUUGUUGACAGAGAUUUUUGUAAAAGACUGCUACAUUAUUUUAGGAUUAUAUACUACACUUCAAUUGUUCACAAAUGUUUGAUCCCUAAAGGGUGAGUUUUCCACAGACUGUUUGGAAACAACUAGAAAAAUCUUUGUGAAAAAUCUGAAUAAAUUAUCAUAAUGGCUCUCUUGAAGUUUGGUACUUCCACCCUUAUUACGGAAAUUAUGAUUAGUUACUAACCAUUAAAAAUAGGUAUACUCCGGCCAGGUGCAGUGGCUCAAGCCUGUAAUCCCAGCACUUUGGGAGGCUGAGGUGGGUGGAUUACGAGGUCAAGAGAUCGAGACCAUCCUGGUCAACAUGGUGAAACCCCGUCUCUACUAAAAAUACAAAAAAAUUAGCUGGACAUGGUGACACGUGCCUGUAAUCCCAACUACUCGGGAGGCUGAGGCAGGAGAACUGCCUGAACCCAGGAGGCGGAGGUUGCGGUGAGCUGAGAUCACGCCAUUGCACUCCAGCCUGGGUAACAAGAGCGAAACUCUGUCUCAAAAAAAAAAAAAAAAAAUAGGUAUAUUCUAAUAGGAUAGAAAGUCAACUUCCUAGCAAGCAAAAUACCAAGACCUCAGGGGCUACUGCAGGAAAACACCUUUUGCACACUAAAAUCUUUAUAAAAAUUUCCUCUCUCAUUUCAAAUGCAUGGAUGGAAUAACAUUUUUGGUGGUCUUUAAUGGACAGAUUUACUGUCACUUAUUGAUUUUAUCAAAAAUGAAUUGGCUCUCUUAUUUUUAUACUAAUCUUAUUUUUCUCAAGAAUUCUAACCAAAAAGAUUCUCAUUAAAAAAAUUUCAGGUUGACUGAAUUUUUUUCUGUUCUAACCUUAAAUGUUACUAGGUUUGGUUUUUGUUCCUAAGCUAGCUCAAGACUGCCCAAGGUCAUAAUGGUAAGCGUUAUUAUUCAGAAUUCAAUCAGCAUUUCCCCAGUUAUUAAACUAACUGAUGUUCAGGAUGACAACCUACCUGACAUAGCUGCAAGGUCCUAAUGUGCCAUUAUAGUCUUUUCAGCAUAAUUUAGUGUUGAGUGCAAUUCUAACACAUUCUAAAUUUUUGAAAAUCGAUAAUCCAUGGAACGUCCAUAGGUUGAUACCUCAGGUCAAAUACGUGUUUACUCUGGUGAUUGCUGUUUUACUUUACUUGUAUAUCAGAUAUAUAAGCUAUGAACACAAGUUUGUAGGAAAAGUAUCUUCUGGCUGGGCAGUGGCUCACGCCUGUAAUUCCAACACUUUGGGAGGCUGAGGUAGGGGGAUUGCUAGUUGCCAGGAGUUUGAGAUCAGCCUGGGCAAUAAAGCUAGAAUCCAUCUCUCUUAAAAACGUAAAAAAUAUCAAGAGGCUGAGUCAGGAGACUCAUUGGAGCCCAGGAGUUCAAGACUGCAGUAAGCUAUGAUUGUCCCACUGCAUUCCAGCCUGGGUGACAAGAGACCCUGACCCAAAAAAGUAUCUUCUGAUAAGGUUGCAUUUGAAAAUUGCAGAAAUUUAAAAAUUUUUUCUUUUGAUAUUAAGAACUUUAUUAAUCUCUUUAGGACACCUUCUUGGCAAGGAAAUUAAUGGCAUUUUUCAUGACAUCCAACCUGAGACUCUGGUGUUUCUCUGUUCUGGUAAAUUAAAGUUUCAGACAUUUCUUUGUAUCACCUUUUACAAAGUGUUUGCCCUUGGUCCGUUAUGACCAGGUCAAAGAUUCCCAGACACAAGGCUCCAUGUGUAUGUUAGAUGGGAAAAUGAACUGGUGUUGACAUGAAUGCAUGCCCAGGAGGAUGACUGGGAAAGAUUUAAUGGUUGAAGUAUGCUGAGAAACAAUGAAAAAUUUGAAAACUCUCUACAUAAAAGUCACUGAUGGGCACAUGCAUUAAAAAACCAAAAUGUUAUUGCAAAUCUAACACUAAAAAAUAUUUUCCCAAAUAUGAAAAUAUUGACUAAGGAAGAAUAAAAUGCUGGACCCCUAUAGUCAGACUAUUAGUCUUAACUGGUAGUUUAUGUAUAUAUUUUAAUACUUUGUCAUCAUGUAGAUAUCUUAAGAUUUAUUGUGUGACUAUCUGCAUGUGUGUCAUUAAGGAUUACAAAGCUGUGGUCACACAGGACAAAUGGAAAGAUUUUCCUACUUCUGUAAAGAUACGUUUUAUUUUUGUCUUACAAUUUUAUUCUUAGGUCAAUGGUUAUUUAUUAUAAGUUCAGAUAGCACAAUUUUCGUAAGACCCUUUAGAUUUAACAAAUGAAAUUAACACAUAUUUUAAAGUAUUAAAUACAUGGAAGGCACCUGGCAUUAUGCCUGAUUAUAGGGACUUGGUAAAAUUUAGUUUUCUUUGAAUCAACAUUUGAAUUUUUACAGUCUUGCCACUAGAGACUUAAGGACCAUCGAAUGCCUAUUUUUAUACAUUCAUCUUUUCUCAAUUUUUCAAGUUAUCUCAUUUUAAAUAAUUCAAGUAGAAGUGAUUUCAUCAUACUAUCUCAACACCAAUACAAAAUUAUUCCAAAUAUUGUUCUUAAAACCAGAAAAACUGAACUAAGUGCUAUUUUCCCCUUCCAAUUAAGCUUUGUGGAAAAUAUAUGAAUAUAUGAAAUGUUCUCAAAUAUUUUGAAUAGACUGUUCAUGAAGCCUUUUAUUUUGCACAUGUUUAUGCUGUUGAUGUUAGAAACUGUAUAAAUCUUAAAUAUUUGUAUAUUUUUCAUUUGCAAUAAAAUGUGAUUUAAUGAUG
Molecule: messenger RNA, 6491 nt
Organism: Callithrix jacchus (white-tufted-ear marmoset)
Lineage: Eukaryota; Metazoa; Chordata; Mammalia; Primates; Cebidae
Gene: NIPAL1
Product: NIPA like domain containing 1
Biological process (GO): magnesium ion transport
Cellular component (GO): membrane
Molecular function (GO): magnesium ion transmembrane transporter activity
Source: RefSeq, a predicted model, not a curated record